AAAAUCUAUUGAAUUUAAUUGGUGAUGAUUACUGCUUGAAAUUGGAGAUUAUUUUUAAGAUUUUCUUUCUAAGUUUAUAGCUUUAAGUUACUUUAGUAUCUCUAAGUAUCCCUUACUUUUUUCUUCAGUGGGUAACUUAAUUUAAGCAGCUGCCAAGAUGGAGACACCUUUUGUUGCAAUUCACGUUGAUUAGCGGCCAGUCUUCCCUCCCAAACACCCCGUAGCCUUAACCAUUUGAGAACCUUUUCAGCUGCUUCCAAAGAGUGAGAAAAGUUCACAGCUAAUUACAUUGGUUAGUUUAAAGUUUAGGCACAAUUAUCAACACUUUUCAAGGCGCGACAUGAUGGGGCAAAAAACUUGGCCGACACGCCCACAGCCGCCCCGAUAUAUAAGACCAAAGUGAAGGACUGACCACUAACAGUUCUUCUUAGAAAUAAACCGGAAAAGUUCUGCCCAAAAAAGAAAUAAGUUUAAAAUGGAAAAGUCAGAGGAUAGUUCAGCGAGGACUUUCAUGGAACUAAUGCGAGUGCCAGUGCAGUUUUACAGGAGCAUUGGAGAGGAUAUCUACGCCCAUCGAUCCACCAACCCCUUAAAGUCCCUUCUGCUGAAGAUAUAUCUAUAUGCGGGCUUUAUCAACUUCAAUCUGCUGGUGAUCGGUGAACUGGUUUUCUUCUACAACUCAAUUCAGGACUUUGACACCAUUCGCUUGGCCAUUGCCGUGGCUCCUUGCAUUGGCUUUUCCCUGGUGGCUGAUUUCAAGCAAUUUGCCAUGGUCAGGGGAAAGAAAACUUUGAUAUUGCUGCUCGACGACCUGGAGGAUAUGCAUCCGAAGACCUUGGAAAAACAGCAGCAGUAUAAACUAUCGGACUUUGAGAAGAUCAUGAAACGUGUGAUCAAUAUCUUUACUUUCCUGUGCCUGGCCUAUACGACCACGUUUUCCUUUUACCCUGCCAUUAAAGCCUCUGUGAAGUUUAAUUUCCUUGGCUAUGACACCUUUGAUCGCAACUUUGGCUUCCUCAUUUGGUUUCCCUUUGAUGCCACUAGCAGUAAUUUGAUUUACUGGAUCAUGUACUGGGAUAUUGCCCAUGGCGCGUAUCUGGCGGGCAUUGCCUUUCUCUGCGCUGAUCUCUUACUGGUUGUGGUCAUCACCCAGAUCUGCAUGCACUUUAACUAUAUAUCCAUGAGGCUGGAGGAGCAUCCCUGUAGGCCGGAAGAGGACAAGGAGAAUAUUGAGUUUCUGAUUGGGAUUAUCAGAUAUCACGAUAAGUGUCUUAAACUCUGCGAGCACGUCAACGAUCUUUAUAGCUUCUCUUUGCUCCUUAACUUUUUGAUGGCCUCCAUGCAGAUCUGCUUCAUUGCCUUUCAGGUCACCGAAUCAACCAUAGAAGUGAUUAUUAUUUACUGCAUAUUUCUAAUGACAUCUAUGGUUCAGGUUUUCCUCGUGUGCUACUACGGAGACUCUUUGAUAGCUGCGAGCCUCAAAGUAGGAGAUGCUGCUUAUAAUCAAAAGUGGUUUCAGUGCAGCAAGUCCUACUGCAGCAUGUUGAAGUUACUCAUUAUGCGAAGUCAGAAGCCUGCUUCGAUCAGACCCCCCACUUUUCCACCCAUUUCAUUGGUUACUUAUAUGAAGGUCAUUAGCAUGUCGUAUCAGUUCUUUGCCUUGCUGCGAACCACUUACAGCGAUAAUUGA
Molecule: messenger RNA, 1690 nt
Organism: Drosophila eugracilis
Lineage: Eukaryota; Metazoa; Arthropoda; Insecta; Diptera; Drosophilidae
Gene: Or67c
Product: odorant receptor 67c
Exons: 4
Coding region: 476-1690 (404 amino acids)
Biological process (GO): sensory perception of smell; detection of chemical stimulus involved in sensory perception of smell
Cellular component (GO): plasma membrane
Molecular function (GO): olfactory receptor activity; odorant binding
Source: RefSeq, a predicted model, not a curated record